AGGCUGGACUCCCCCAUCACACACGCGGACUAGGAGAAAGCUGCUUCUUUCUUUGCACAGCGCUCUCACUCAUUGAGCAGUGCGCACACGCAGGAGCGACGCGCAUGUGAACGCAGGCAUCAGCUCAGUCUGCAGGAGAGCGGCUCGCGCGCGCUGUUCUCCCCAGAAGAGGAGAGUUUGUCUGCUUUUGUGCUUCAGCAGCUGAUGAUCGAUCAUGCCGGACCUGUGAGGACCAGGGUUGCAGCUGCAGAAGAUGGGCUCCAGACGGAUCCAGACCAAAGGAAUUCUCCUCUCCACGGCGCCGCUCGGGGUUCUGCUCUUGGCCGCGCUCCUGCACAGCACCGCCGCCAAGACGCUCAAAUACAAAGUUUACGAGGAGCAGAGAGUGGGCACGAUCAUCGGCCGAUUAAAGGAGGAUGUUGAGGGGAUUUUAUCCAAGCUGCCGACUUCUCUGAGCUUUCGGUUCCGCGCCAUGCAGCGGGGCAGCGCGCCGCUGCUGACGGUCCGGGAGGAGGACGGGGAGAUCAGCAUCGGCGCCAAGAUCGACCGCGAGAAGCUUUGUGAGAAAAACUCCAACUGCUCCAUUGAGUUCGAUGUGGUGACGCUGCCGACGGAGUACCUGCAGCUGUUCCAUGUGGAGGUGGAGGUCCUGGACAUCAACGAUAACUCUCCGCACUUCUCCCGCGCCAUCGUCCCCAUCGAGAUUUCCGAGAGCGCGUCUGUGGGGACGCGCGUCCCGCUGGACGGGGCCGUGGACGCGGACGUGGGGGAGAACUCCCUACACACCUACUCCCUCACCCCCAAUAACUUCUUUAAGAUCGACGUGAGGACCAGAACGGAUGGGGCCAAGUACGCGGAGCUGGUGGUGAUGAGGGAACUGGACCGGGAGGUGCAGUCCAGCUACCAGCUGCAGCUCACCGCUUCAGAUAACGGAGUUCCCCCCAAGUCCGGGUCCACUCUGCUCAAGAUCAGCAUCUCAGACUCCAACGACAACAGCCCAGCCUUUGAAGAGCAGGCAUAUGUUAUCCAUUUGCAGGAAAACUCGCCCCUUGGGACGCUCAUCAUUGAUUUAAAUGCCACAGACCCAGAUGAGGGCACUAAUGGUAAAAUAGUCUACUCUUUCAGCAGCCACGUCCCACCUAAGAUCUUAGAAACAUUUAAGAUAAACCCAGAAAACGGACACAUUACACUCAUCAAGAGAGUGGAUUAUGAAGCCACGGCCUCUUACGAGCUGGAUGUUCAGGCUCAGGACCUCGGCCCCAACUCUAUACCUGGACUUUGCAAGAUUGUGGUGAAAGUGGUGGACGUGAACGACAACAAGCCGGAGAUAAACAUCAAUCUGAUGACUCAAGGCAAGGAGGAAGUGGCUUACAUCUCAGAAGGGGCCCCUGUGGACACAUUCAUAGCUCUGGUACGUGCUGAUGACAAUGACGCAGGCCUCAAUGGAGAGGUGGUGUGUAGACUGCACGGCCACGGCCACUUCAGGCUCCAGAAGACCCACGAGAAGAACUACAUGAUCCUCACCAAUGUCUCUCUGGACCGAGAAAAGAGGUCCGAGUACAGCCUGACGGUCAUAGCCGAGGACCGCGGUUCCCCCAGCCUCUCUACCAUCAAACACUUCACUGUUCAGGUGUUGGAUGAAAAUGAUAAUCCUCCACAUUUUGAGAAAACCCGAUAUGAGGUCUUUAAGUCUGAAAACAACUCUCCUGGAGCCUACCUUAUGACCGUGGUGGCCACAGAUCCGGAUUUGGGGACAAACGGUCAGGUCACCUACACCGUUGUUGACACUCAGGUCCAAGGGAGCCCCAUUUCUACCUACGUCACCAUUGACCCUUCCAAUGGUGCCAUCUAUGCUUUACGCAGCUUUGACUAUGAAGACGUCAGCCGGAUAGCCUUUACUGUCCAGGCCCGAGAUGGGGGGAACCCGCCACUGUCAGCCAACACCACUGUUCUGCUCACGGUUCUGGAUGAAAACGACAACCCGCCCAUCAUUCACUCCCCUUCUCUUCGGAAUCACACAGCUGAACUUUCUGUGUGGAAGUACGCAUCGCCGGGUCAGCUGGUCACGGCGUUUAAAGUCACAGACCGAGACUCCGGUGCCAAUGGAGAGAUGAGCUGUGCCAUCGUUGGCGGCAAUGAGGAUGGACUCUUUGUGAUGGAUGCUCGCCGUUGUGAGCUCAGAACCAACGCUAGCCUGGAGCAGGCUCCACGGGACAUGAUGGAGAUUAGAGUGGAGGUGCAGGACAGGGGCACCAGCAGAUUAACAACAGGAGCCCUACUCAGGCUCUCCCUACAGGAGAACAUGGACAUCCUCCCCUCCCUCUACCCCACCGGAUCCGGCCAGGCCUCCAUGGAUCUCUCCCUCAUUGUCAUAAUUUCUCUCGGUGCUGUUUGCGCUCUUCUACUCAUCGUCAUGGUGAUGUUCGCUACUGCUCGCUGCAGCCGCGAAAAGAAAGACCCCAGGCACAACUAUAACUGCCGUGUGGCAGAGAGCAGCUACCAAAACCACCCCAAGAAGCCUGCCAGGCAGAUUCACAAGGCAGACAUCACCCUGGUCCCCACCAUCAAUGGCACCCUACCGGUCCGAUCUCACCCACACUCCCCCCUGCCUUCCCCCACACCUGAGAGAGGCACUUUGGGGAGCAGACAGAGCCACCAUAGCAGGCAGUCGCUCAACAGUCUGGUCACCAUCUCCUCCAAUCAUGUGCCAGAGAACUUUGCUCUGGAGCUGGCUCACGCCACGCCUCCCGUGGAGCAAGUUUCACAGCUUCUGUCCAUGCUCCAUCAGGGCCAGUACCAGCCAAGACCAAGUUUCAGAGGCAACAAAUACACGCGGAGCUACAGAUACGCGCUGAAUGAGAUGGACAAGUUCAGCCUGAAGGACAGCGGCCGCGGAGACAGUGAAGCAGGGGACAGUGACUACGACCCAGGCAGGGAGUCGCCUAUGGAUAGGCUCCUUGGUGAGGGCUUUACUGAGCUAUGUUCUCCCAGUGGGCAGCACAGACCGCAUGCAGCGAUGCGACUUUGCACAGAGGAGUGUCGGGUUCUGGGUCACUCAGACCAAUGCUGGAUGCCCCCCCUGGCUGCCCCGGGCUUGUCCUCCGCCGACUACAGAAGCAACCUCUACAUCCCCGGGGAAGAAGCCCACCCAGCUGCUGACAUCGCUCAGGAAAAGAUCUCCCAGCCCUGCACGGACACCUGUCCAGCCCGGAACCAGAGCUUCUCCACCUUUGGUAAAGACUUUGGUGGAGAGGACGGUGAAGAGGAGGACGGUGAAGAGGACGGUGGCGCUGAGGCGACAGAUGAAGACCUGUGUGGGACCACGUCACUGCUGUCAGAGAUGAGCAGCGUGUUCCAGAGGUUAUUGCCACAAGGCCUGGAUUCUUACGUCCAGGUCAACGAGAACCAGAAGGGAACGAGUCUGAGUGGCGUUGGUGUUCCCAUGACUGGGUCUUUAGACCGCAGGAGGGGCCAUCUCCCCGGCAAGCCCAGUCCCUCUGUGCACCAGCAGGGGGUGGCAGCCUGGGCUGCCAACACUCACUUUCAGAAUCCAGGUAGCAGCAUCGGAGGCUCCGCCCAGCACCAGGUAGGCAGCUACCACACCCUUAAAGCCAACAUCAAGCUCAGCUCCCACAGCAGCAGCCAGAAGGGCUCCCAGGCACCCAAAAACAGUCCCCAGAACAGCGGACACGCCCCCAAAGCUAACAGUAGCCUUGUGCUAACUGGUCUGGUCAGCCCCACGCUGGUGCACCCGUCCCUGGCUCCAGCUCCACUGCCAGCUCCAGUCACUGGGCUUCCUUCCAAAUGGCUGCCAGCCAUGGAGGAGAUCCCUGAGAACUAUGAGGAAGAUGAUUUCGACUCUGUCCUCAGCCACCUGCAGGGCAAACGCAGCGACAGUCGACACGAGCUGGUGGACGCCAGCGAGCUGGUGGCUGAAAUCAACAAACUCUUACAGGACGUCCGGCAGAGCUAGGACCUUUAUUUAUGGCCCCUCAGUCCUUCACGGGACCUAGAACAAUCCCGAGGUGUCAAAAAAGUCAAAAGCAACUAAAAAAUAGACGAAAAGAGAAACGAGACAUGAAACUGUCUUAAAGUUACAUUUCAGAUAAAUAACUGUGUUUUGUGAAUGCUAAAUAUCCAAAAAAAUGUUGGUUAAAUGCUGGUUUAGUACACAAUGUACAUGAUGUGGAAGUAUUUAUCUUUGUAUUUUAAAAAUACAUUUGUAUACCUUUAUUUAUAAAAGCCAUGUACAUAAAUGUAAUCAAAAGUCUAUUUUUAUAUUUAUUGCAUGUUGAGUACAAAAAUGUUGAAUCAAACUUUGACAUGCAACUGACAUUCUGCCUAUUUAAACCGUCUUUUGUAUUGUGAUUUUUUAAAUUUGUCCCUAUUAUAUGUGUACAUGGAUGGAUUAUUGGAUACUCUUCUCUGUGAUUUAUUGUGAGGAAGGUGACGUAGACGAAUAAAGUAUUAAAGAAAGA
Molecule: messenger RNA, 4478 nt
Organism: Nothobranchius furzeri (turquoise killifish)
Lineage: Eukaryota; Metazoa; Chordata; Actinopteri; Cyprinodontiformes; Nothobranchiidae
Gene: pcdh18b
Product: protocadherin 18b
Biological process (GO): homophilic cell-cell adhesion
Cellular component (GO): plasma membrane
Molecular function (GO): calcium ion binding
Source: RefSeq, a predicted model, not a curated record